AUGUGUUCGCUCGAUAAAUCCAAUGCAGGAAAUGCGAAGCUAUUCGGUCUUUUGGAGAACAUUGGUAUAAAUGGUACUCAAUUCAACCUUGCUCUUAUGUACUUUUUCUUCACCUACGGACUGAUCGUUCUAUAUGCAUGGUUCUACAUCGCUUGGGCCACUGGAAACAUCAUAGGACCCCAAACCUUCCGUGCUGAUCAAGCCCCUGAAUACACCGGUGGAACUGUGGCAAUGAUUGUUUGCUAUAUUAUUGCAAUGUUCGCUAUUACAUCUUAUGGGAUAAUCUGUCAUUCCGACAACAAGAAGCGCGCAGAGGCGAUUGAGAGUCGGAUGGCUGCUGAUCAAGACUGGUUGGAUCUGACGGAUAGGGAGAAUAAGGGAUUCAAGUACACGACAUAA
This is a messenger RNA of Penicillium waksmanii, 399 nucleotides long. Its product is annotated as Major facilitator superfamily domain general substrate transporter. Gene Ontology annotation, molecular function: transmembrane transporter activity. Gene Ontology annotation, cellular component: membrane. The record is from RefSeq and is a predicted model, not a curated record. The transcript has 3 exons. Bases 1 to 399 code for a protein of 132 amino acids. NCBI's taxonomy places the organism in Eukaryota, Fungi, Ascomycota, Eurotiomycetes, Eurotiales, Aspergillaceae.